Cloeon dipterum is the source of this 1281-nucleotide messenger RNA. It is a transcript of the gene Mlf, whose product is annotated as myeloid leukemia factor. Bases 124 to 963 code for a protein of 279 amino acids. NCBI's taxonomy places the organism in Eukaryota, Metazoa, Arthropoda, Insecta, Ephemeroptera, Baetidae. Gene Ontology annotation, cellular component: nucleus; cytoplasm. The record is from RefSeq and is a predicted model, not a curated record. Gene Ontology annotation, biological process: regulation of DNA-templated transcription. The transcript has 6 exons.
AGGGAGAGAAAGGAGUGACGGCUGGCUGGAGACAACAAAACUCGUCCAUUCCAAAUUUGACGUGCCAGUUCGCGACGGAAAAGGGAAAAAUACGGAUAAUUGAGCGUUAUUCGAGGUGCUAGAAUGUUCGGCGCGUUUCCGGGCGACGACCUGGAGGACGACCCGCUCAUGGGUUUCCACGCUCGGGCCAUGAACCAGAUGAGCGUGAUGAUGAAUUCGGUGAUGUCGGAGACGUUUGGCAACGUGAUGGGCGGCAUGGGCAUGGGCAUGGGCAUGCCGAUGGGGCUGCUGGCGCCCGGCAUGAUGCCGCUGAUGCCCCGUCCCCGGGGCCUGGACCCCUUCAUGGCGCCGCCGCCGCCCGCCGCCAACGGCCUGUCGUUCAGCUCGUCGUCCGUCACGUCGAUGACCAUGGGCCCGGACGGCCGGCCGCAAGUGUACCGAGCGACGUCGACCACCAAAGCAGCGCCCGGCGGGGUCCGCGAGACCACCAGGACGGUGCAGGACUCCAAGUCGGGCGUCAAGAAGAUGGCCGUCGGACACCACCUCGGUCCGAGAGCACACAUCGUCGAAAAAAGCCAGGACACACGCACCGGACAGUUUGAGGAAAACGUCCAGCUGGUUAAUCUCUCCGACGACGAGACGGAAGAAUUCAAUCACGAGUGGGAGACGGCGACGCGGGGUUACGGGUCUCGUCGCAGCGCCGUCGGAGGGCAGCAGCAGCAGCAGCGGCGGAUCGCGCACUACGGUGGCGUCACCAUCGAGGACGUGACCGAAGACACAAACAGGCAGCAGCUGGCGCUUCCUCCGCCACCCAGCACUUCCUCUCAAAGAGUGAGACCUCCAAAGAGCCCUACCACUUCCCUACCUCGCACAAGCCAUGAGCGCGGAAAGAAACGCGACCACCACGGCUCGGGCGGAUCUUCGCGGGCGGCGAAGCAGCACAGGAGCAAGCACGACUACUGAAGUUCACUGACGCUGGCGGGAUUUGUUUGCGAGCGCGUGUUUUAUCUUGAAUUUAGUUUUUUUCCUUCCUCUCACUCGGGACCUACGGUUUACACGUUGCCUCGGAUGAGAACAACACCAACCAAAAAUGCUGUUAUAAUUUUACUUGAACCAAGCAUAUACAUAUAAUUGCUGUGUACGUACGUGUAUUCUUUUCAUUCAUACAUUCUCAGUUGGCCAGACAGUGACCGACCGGCACACAUUUUUAGUCUUAAGUUUUCCGACGCUGCGAAAAGCUAUGUGAAUAAAUUCUUGUGAAUUAAUAAAUAUCGUCUAGAA